Aspergillus piperis CBS 112811 is the source of this 891-nucleotide messenger RNA. RefSeq names its product cell wall mannoprotein 1 family protein. The record is from RefSeq and is a predicted model, not a curated record. The transcript is spliced from 3 exons. Lineage: Eukaryota; Fungi; Ascomycota; Eurotiomycetes; Eurotiales; Aspergillaceae. Bases 220 to 891 code for a protein of 223 amino acids. Gene Ontology annotation, cellular component: extracellular region.
GUUCCAUCAUGCGACGGAGUUAGUCCACGGAUGAAAUUAACCCCUGUUAUACAGCAUCCCUGGCGAAAGUCAUACAGAAUAGACCGCCUGUUUCCAGGUUGAAGUCUCAACUUCACGGUCAACUUGUAUAUAUAUGUAGCGUCAGACCUGCUUGAUUUCAGCAAUAACAAGGAAUACAAGACAGCAGAAAGGACACCGACCACUAAACCAGCUACCAAAAUGCGCAUCGCACUUACGGGGACCGCCAUUCUGGCCUAUAUCUCGCUUGCCGCCUCGCAUGUCAUCAAGCGGGACAUUUCAAUUGUCCUACGUGGUCUGUCCACCUUGAAUGCCAACAUAGGCACAUUCGGUGCAUCCGUUUAUCGUUACGACGGAACACUUCCCGCUGCGAUUGAAAUCUUCCACCAGGAGAGUAGCCUGGAGAAGGACCUCGAGGGAGUGGCGGCCGAUACCAACAGCACGGCGGAGUGGACCGCCCAGGAGAGCAAUAGCGUGACUGAAUCCUUGGUGGGAUUGGAGCCGAUUAUGCGAACCUCAAUUGCUGCACUUGUGAUGAAGAGAGAUCUCUUCAUCAGCGCCGGCGUGGGCUCUGCAGUACGGCUUAAUUUGGUCAACAUGAGGAGCCGGACAGUUGCUCUUUCUGUGGCUCUGCAGAACAAGGCUGUUGGUGCUGAUAAGGAGACCAUCCGACAAGGGACCGGAGAUGUGGACGAUGCUUAUGACAGUGCCAUUGAUUCGUAUGAGUCCCGGCUUGGUCGGGAGUUCACAUCCAGUAUGUCUUGCCUUAUGAGGGUCCCGGAUGUGACCUAUCUGUUCCACGCAUUCGAGUUUGGCCUGGUCACUACAAAGUCCCAGCAGUUGAUUUACAAAGGAUCCCGGGCCGGCGCUUAG